Thermothielavioides terrestris NRRL 8126 is the source of this 1929-nucleotide messenger RNA. RefSeq lists its product as uncharacterized. The record is from RefSeq and is a predicted model, not a curated record. The coding region runs from base 1 to 1929 and encodes 642 amino acids. The transcript has 3 exons. Gene Ontology annotation, cellular component: nucleus. NCBI's taxonomy places the organism in Eukaryota, Fungi, Ascomycota, Sordariomycetes, Sordariales, Chaetomiaceae.
AUGGAUACGGCAGCCGAACCUCGGCCGGGGGAGGAGGGCUUUGACGGGUUCCGCAUGAGGCUGCCCGAGGACUGCCUCGAGUACAUGCUCUUCGUCGUCGGGGACAAGUCCGCCUCGGACCUCCCCAGCCUGGAGACAGUCCGAAAAGCUGCGGAUCAAAAAUUGGACCAGCUGGCGAGGGACUACAUCUGGCAGCGCGAUCCGUUCCGCCUCGAGACAAGAUCCCAAAAGGGCCUGGGACUCCCAUAUCUUUAUGGUACCACCCACUAUGGAGACAGCGUCGAGGACGAGUGGCUCAUAGUCUAUCUCCUGCGCGAGUUGAGCAAGUCGUUCCCCCACCUCUGGAUCCGCGUCUCCGACAGUGACGGCGAGUUCCUGCUCAUCGAAGCCGCCAAGGUCACGCCCAAGUGGCUGACUCCGGAGAACGACGCCAACCGGGUCUGGAUCCACGACGGCCGGCUGCUCAUCAUCCCCCUGAGCAACCCAGACCCGUCGCACCCGGCAGCCGACUCCGCGCCUCUCUCCCUCGCCGAAGCCAUCCAAACCAUCAGGACCGCCCCCUCCUCGCUCAUCCACUCCCCUCUCAUCGAAGCCGAAGCCUUCUACCGCCUCGAGAAGUACCCCGGCCAGAUCACCGCCUGGCUCCACCACGCGCUCGUCACCAUCCCCAGAAAGCUCGCCUACAUCCUCCACGCGCGGCCCAAAUCCGUCGCGCCGGCCACCGAAGCCUUCUACCUGCGCGACCCGCGCUCGCUCAAGCCGAUCCUCUCCGCCUCUGCCGCCCCCGCCCCGGGCUCCGCCUCGGCCUCCUCGCCUUCCAGCUCCGCCACAGCAGCAGACCUCAUCUUCCCGCCGAUCGACCUCGUCACCGUCAGCGUGCGCUUCACCCGCGUGCUCUACGCGCAGCUCAAGUCGCAGCACUUCCCGCCGCCGCCGGCGUGGCGGGGCGCGCUGCGCUCGGUGGUCGAGGGCGGGUCGAGCGAGAAUCUGCAGCGGCGCCUCGCCCGGCUGGAGCUGGGCAUGAAGCUCACGACGGGGUUCGAGAUGCUCGCGCGGACGGCGCACGACAGUGCCAGCCGGGUGGUGCGCGAGGUGGGGCUGUUGCUGGAGGAUCUGGCGGAGGAUGGUGGGGACAGGGCGCUGCCGAGUGACGAGGAGAUUCAAGGCUGGGAGGGGGUCGAGCGGGAGGACGACGACUCGUGGAUGGAUAUUGACUAUCGGGAUUUCGAGAGGGAGUUGGAUGGCGCGGCGGCGGGUAGAAGGGGUCAGCCCGGCGACGGGGCUGGGUUUGGGGACGCAGCGGCGCAGGCGGACUUACGAAAGAUUGUUUCGAGGUUUGAGGCAUUCUUAAACGACGAGACGGCGGGGAUUGAGGGGGCCGAGAUUGACGAGAUGGAUCGGGAUAAUGAUAGCACCGAGGAAGAAUCGGAGGAGGGGAGUGAUGAGGAUGAAGACAAGGAGGUGAGUUUUGACGAGGAACAGUUUGCCAGGAUGAUGAGGGAGAUGAUGGGUCUUCCGGCGGACGAGGCCAGCGGGCAGGGGAAGGCAAAGCAAAAGGCAGUCGAUGAGAGCGCAGCCGAAUCAGAUGAAGAGGAGGAGGAAGAGAUCCGCAAGCUCGCGGAGCAGAUGGAGUCGGAGCUGAGGGGACAUGGCGCGCUGGACCUUGAUCCGAAGCCCAAGACUGCGGCGAAGUCGAUCAAGAAGAAGGGAGAGACGACAUCAAAAGCAGAACAAGUCGAGCCCCAAGAAGAAGAAGAGGACGGCGAGGGCAGUGACGAAGAGGUGGAUAUCGACUACAAUCUCGCCAAAAACCUGCUGGAGAGCUUCAAAAGCCAGGCAGGCAUGGCUGGGCCGGCCGGUAAUUUGCUUGGCUUGAUGGGCGUGAGGUUACCUCGGGACGAGGAGGACUCGGACGAUGAUCAGAAAUAG